This is a messenger RNA of Porites lobata, 4103 nucleotides long. The record is from the annotation of a GenBank genome assembly. NCBI's taxonomy places the organism in Eukaryota, Metazoa, Cnidaria, Anthozoa, Scleractinia, Poritidae.
GAAUGCGCCAAAUCGCGCCAGAGAUCGCGCCAUAUUCGCUUUGCGGCGCCAUAUUGAAGUUUGCAAACACAUCACCUUCCAUGCGAAAUGCCUGCUCACUUUAGGGCCGUUGAGAAUGCCGUGGAAAGUGUCAAAAAAGUUAAGCAGUACAUAGACAAUGGUUUAGGUGUUACUUUAGACGUAGCUUUGGAUUUGGAAGAGGUUUCCCAGGACAGCGAACAAGUGAAAGAGCUUGAAGACACCAUGCUUCAAUACGUCGACAUGGAACGGGAAGUGGAUCAAUGGGCGAAAGCUGUGGAACUCGCAAAAGCAGCGUUUAAUCGCCAGUAUGAUGUGUCCAGGUGAGUUAGUUUAGAUUCAAAUUUGAAAGUAGUUUGUGGUGACAUUUCGGUCCCAAAACUACAUAGCUGCAUGGCUGUGUUCCUGUGUUUUUAGUAGUUUAAUUUUAUUUUUGAUUUAAUUUUGAUUUUCUUUUAUUUCCAACUCAUUAUCACACAUACCCAUAUCCAAAAACAGUAGCAAAUUAAAAAAAUAGACCAAGGAUAAUGCACAUGUCAUCAGCUUGCCCCAGGGGUAGACACCCGCGCCAACCGGGGGGAUUGUAAACUUGGUGGAGCAAAGUUGAGGAUUUCCCCCAGGGGUGGGGGAAUUUAAUGUGACAAAGUCCCAUGGGUCAAGUGAUUCUCAACGAAAACGCCCCUGAUAUCCACCUCAUUUAACUGGGAUUCACUUGCAAAAGCGGCAUUUUUAUGAUAUUUAUGAUGAAAUUUUACUCAUUCAUGUUAGGCCUUGGAGAAGUAGUAUAAUAUCUUUAUUGAACAAAAAUCACUACAAUGAAAGUACACCUGAAGACAGAUUCACCGAGGUUAGCAGAGACUGAUAGUUUCUCCACAGACUAGUUAAGAUGACCUGAACUAAUCUACCUCAUGAUGCUCAAAAAUUACAGUUAUUCAUUGUAUUUCAUUUAUAUAUUAAUUUUAAAUACCAGCGAUAUCAUUAUUCUUUUUUGAGAACAGGAACAGGAGCAGUACUUUUACAUGUGAUAUCUAGAGUAUAACCAAGUAAUGCGUGCAUUGCCAAAUUUACUAUGCUGGGCACAUUUUCUCAGUAAUUUUUCUUUGGGACGUCUUGUGUUGAAUGAUCUUCAAUCAAAUUCCCAGUCCUCAAGAGAGACAUUCCUCUCCAGGCCUCUCUCUGUAGUCAUGUACAUGUGCAGAGACAGGUAAAACCUCGUAUUCCUCCUUUCGCAGCUUGAUGUUACCCAUGAUAAUGGUUUGAGGAAAGCGAUAAAUCCCUGUUACUGCCCACUAUUUUACAAAAUUUGCAAUUCCCCCACCCUCUUCCCUUCGAACUUAAAACAAUGUCGUGAAUUUUCCCCUCCCCAGAGGCAGAGAAUCCAAUCUAUCCCCUUGUAUUCCCCGACAUAUACCCCUGGUCGGCCCAGUGGUCUACCCCUAGGGCAAGCCAAUGACAUGUGCAUAAAAUUGAACCACAAUAUCAUAUUAUUGCUAUUAAAAUCCUGAUUGAACCAUGAUAAAACUGUGAUUUCAAGUGCCACAGUUUGCUUAAGUUCAAAAGAAAUGUUUAAUGUGUCAUAUAUGUACCAUGUUUUUUCACCAACCUGAGCUUCAGAAGGUGUUAUUUUCCAAUAUACAACUGUAAUUACCUGACGACCGGCUGGAGAGUGAAGAAUGAGAAUGUGGAAUGUAGAUUUCAGGGCUCUCCAGGAAAAGCCCAUAAUGUCCCUAAUUCUUUGAAUACCUCACCUAAAAACAAUGGCAUGUAUGUCUUCAUGCUUUGCAGAAGUGGAACUCCAUCCUUCCAAAAUUUACUGAGAAAAAGGAUCCCAAAAUCCAAAAUGCGACAAAUAACUAUCAGAAAUUUCUGCAACCACAGAGCUUCAGAAGCACAAAAAAACAAAGAGCCUUUUAACAGAACUGCAAAUAGUUCCCUCAAAAUUUUACCUGUUUAAAUAUUGUUAUUGUUAUUGUUUUCAAGUGAUGACAUUCCAAACAUUGAGGAAAUCUUCCAAGAGAAGCUAGACUCUUUGAAAUCAAAAAAUAAAGAUUCAGACUUGGAUUGCCACCAGAAGGUUAAAGAAUUCAGAGAGAAAGUCUGGAGUAUUCACCAUCAAGGACAACCUAUGCCGAAUGCCAACACACAGCCAAUUGGAGAUGAAGACAUUGUGAUGUCACAGGUGAGGAAGAGAAAAACAAAUAGUGGGCAUAGUCAUGUUGUAGUUAGUUGAUUGGAUUUCUGGGUCCUAGGGCCCUUCUCUUGAAAGUCCCAGUAACUUUUCGGGCCUGAAAGCAAAUAUUCAAAUCAAAAUCUAAAGAAUGAAAGUGCUGUUAGAGGCUAACAAAGCACUCCUUUUUGUUUUGUACUUAGGGGUUAUGUUUUGAAGUACAUUGUAGUCCUUUCAUUCAAGUUAGUAUUAAUGGUUUCAGUCCCAUGCUACACAUAGGGUGCAUGUAUUUCACUCAACUUCCAAUACACUGUUUUUGGGAGAUGUAAACAAGCUUUUUCUCUCUCCCUCUGGACUUGGUUUUGAGUCAAAGUAAGCGGGUCAGAGUAAUCAUGAUAAAAAAUAUUGAAGGAACAUGAAUUCACUUUUCAAAGGAAUGUUUUUGCUGCUGCAGCUGUUAUUAUUGUACAUGAUUGUAUCUUAAAUCUGUGGUGAUGAGUGGUUACCCCAAUGGAUUUUUCUCUCAGAUAGUUUUAUAAGUGUAAGCAUCCUUGAGCUCUCCUCAUGAAACAUUGUCACAGCAUUCUAUUUUCUAUCUCUUUAGGCACCAGCAGAAAAGACCAAAUGCCCUCUUACCAUGAAGGAGAUGGUGAAACCCAUGAAGAGUAAAGUUUGUGGUCAUAAUUACGAUCACGAUGCUAUCGUUCAGCACAUUAACAGAGGGCGAGGUAGAGCUAAAUGUCCUGUCUGUGGACAGCCCAUCUCAAAAGGGGAUCUUGAACAUAAUACAGUACUAGAACAUUCUAUCAAACGAAAGAAUAGAAGAAAAUGAAAGUUGUUCUGCACACAGCCUGUUUAGGGAUCAUUCCCUUCUAUGUAUUCAAGGCGCUCACCAGCAGAUGUUUGCUCAAACACUAUUCUUUCCAUUGGCUUAGAAGAGGGAUUUGUUACAGUUGUCUAGGUUAGGUUUUUCUAAGUGGUGUCCGUGGGUUUGAAAUUGCAAACAGUUUGUCACUAAUAAGUCUCACAUAACCCAUUUUGCAGAUGUUAUGCAAUGUUUGCAAUAAUAUUAUGAAUAAUUAUUCAUAUUUUUCAUAUACACCCAAAAACACUGUCAGCUUUAGAUCAAUUUACAUGUACUUGCUGCGUAAGAAAAUCUUCUUGUCCCGGACGACCGGAUGGGACUUUUUUCAAGCCCUGAAUUUAUCAUGUCAAAUUUAGUAAAACUGCAAACUUUGAUGAGGAUUUUUAGUAAGCUAACAGAUAAGAAGCCUGCACCUUAGUGGAUUUUUACAAGGAAAUCUAUGGUGUGACACCAUACAUUUUAUUGUAAAAAUUAGCCUGUUAAGGAGCCAUUUUCCAUUAGUUUGCGACAAAUCCUUAUGAUACAAAUGUAUUUUGCAGUUUUACUAAGUUUGUCAUGAAAAAUCAAUCACUUUGGUGGUGGUUUUUUGAAUAAAUGAAAAAGACAAAAAUCGCAAUUUUGCAUGACAUUUGCAAAGCAGUUUAUUUACGUGUUUUUAGUGGAGUUAUUAUUUCCUCUCUGUAUUAGACUCCCCUAAAAAUGCCCGGGUGUGAGGCUCAUCACCAGUGUGCCUGAUAACAAAGCUUUGGUGACUAGAGGUCAGGAGGCAACUCCUCUUGACAGCUGUCUUUUGGGCAGUGUGUGAAUUAUGGCUCAAAGAAUAGCCAAUAAAGUUUUCAGAGCUAGUUUGCAGCAGGUAACCUACCGUGUGGCACAAAUUUUUGAGGGUUCUAAUUAUUUUUGCGGUUUUUCCAGCGAUCGGAAAUAAUAAGCUCCCGCAAAAAUUUGCUCAAGAUUAAAAUAAUUUUCUCUUACUUAAAUGUUCUACACACUCACUGCCAGUUGAUCACCAGAACAAUCAUUCACAGUCUGCAGGUGUUAUUGUAAUCGAAU